GCGGGCGGGAGCCGCACGGCGCUGUGACAGCGCACAGUCGGGCCCGCGCUCGCCGCCUGGAAGCCCAUGCCGGGCCGGAGCUGGGCCGGGAUUGCUCAUGAGGCCUCUGCCGAGCGGGAGUAGGAAGAACCGCGGCGUAUCCCUGGGGCUCCUCGCCCUCUGCCUGACCGCAGCCUGCUGUCUGCAAAGUCAGGGUGUGUCCCUGUACAUCCCCCAGUCGGCCAUCAAUGCCACGGUGGAGGAAGACAUCUUGCUCUCGGUUGAGUACUCCUGCCAUGGCGUCCCCACCAUUGAAUGGAAGUAUACCUCCAACUGGGGCGCACAGAAGAUCGUGGAGUGGAAGCCGGGCACUCAGGCCAACAUCUCCCAGAGCCACAAGGACAGGCUCUGCACUUUCGACAACGGCUCCAUCCAGCUCUUCGGCGUGGGCGUGAGGGACUCGGGCUACUACAUCAUCACGGUGACGGAGCGCUUGGGGAGCAGCCAGUUUGGCACCAUCGUGCUGCACGUGUCGGAGAUCCUCUACGAAGACCUCCAUUUUGUGGCUGUCUUCCUUGCUUUGCUCGCUGCCGUGGCCGCGCUGUUAAUCAGCCUCAUGUGGGUUUGUAAUAAGUGUGCGUAUAAAUUCCAGAGGAAGAGAAGACACAAACUCAAAGAGAGCACCACUGAGGAGAUUGAGCUGCAAGAUGUGGAGUGUUAGCCAAGGCUGCGCCCAGUUACAUUCCUACCUCAAGAGGAGAAGAGUAUUUUCCACAAAGGGCGCGAACGCGGCCAAUCCGCCCUCCCAGCCUCCUGCCGCCCGGCCGUAGCCACACGGUCCCGAGGGGACUGCGGAUGUUAGCGAAAUUGACUCCGUGGACUCGAGGAGUCUGGAUUGGACAAAGUCCGUUCUAGUGCUUGCGAGAAGCUCAAGGAGAAGCGCGCUUGAGGCUUUGGGCCAGAGCCUCGCUCGGCUCCCACUUUGCGGACCCACGCCAGUGGCCUCGUGCUGGUCCGGCCGCUUGCUGGCUACACUCGUCGCGGCCCUGGGGGUGGCCGCUGGAGGCCGCUGGAGGCAUCCCCGUGUCCAAGGCCGGAGUGGCCCCGGACCGAGUGUGCAGCCAGCAUUGGACAGGCUCUCCGUGUUCCUUUCUGCUCUGCUGGUCCCUCCAGCCUCUGCUGCGGGAGCUACUGUGAGAAAACCCGAGGCUUUUAGAUGAUCUGCCUGCCAUGCAGGGGGAGAGACUGGGCCCUAAUGAGAAAGCGCAUCAGCAGGAAACCCGUUUGGAUCUGGGCACCUGCUGGCAUCUGUGUGUGCUCUUUUACACCACCUGCUUUCCAGAACUGUGCUUCUAGCUUGUCAGAAGUCAGGGGUGGUACUCUCCAGAAUAAAAGGAGAACUGGAAAAGUGGAACCAGUGAGAGGCCUUCAUGGCAAACCCAAAUGUAAAUUAAACUGCCCCCCACCCCAAAGCUCAUGAAAAGUUAUGCCCCUGGCUUUCCAUGUCUUUAUUUUGCACUUUUAAAGCUCCCUCCAUCCUGAACAGUCUUGUGGAAAGUAUUUGAUUCCAGAGCCUGAAGUGUUUGUCUAUUUUUCAGAAAAGAAAAUCUGAAAUUCCAGAGGUUGGCCACUGGAAAUGUUAAGCUAUAAAUUAUGUUUUAAACUGUGAAAAAAAAAAUUGUUGUAAAGAACAAAAUAAAGCCUGAAAAUAAAGCCCCAGCCCUUUGUGUGUGAGCCCAGUCCUGCCAAGCGCUCAGAGGCCCUGGGUGAGGUUUCCAUCACCUGUGGGCAUUAGAAAAACCUCAGCCACAGCCAUGGGUCUGGCACCUUUUUAAUUUUAAUUUUAAUUUUUUUUCAAUAUAUGAAGUUUAUUGUCAAAUUGGUUUCUAUACAACACCCAGUGCUCAUCCCAAAAGGUGCCCUCAAUACCCAUCACCCACCCUCCCCUCCCUCCCACCCCCCAUCAACCCUCAGUUUGUUCUCAGUUUUUAACAGUCUCUUAUGCUUUGGCUCUCUCCCACUCUAACCUCUUUUUUUUUUUCCUUCCCUUCCCCCAUGGGUUUCUGUUAAGUUUCGCAGGAUCCACAUAAGAGUGAAACCAUAUGGUAUCUGUCUUUCUCUGUAUGGCUUAUUUCACUUAGCAUCACACUCUCCAGUUCCAUCCACGUUGCUACAAAGGGCCAUAUUUCAUUCUUUCUCAUUGCCACGUAGUAUUCCAUUGUGUAUAUAAACCACAAUUUCUGUAUCCAUUCAUCAGUUGAUGGACAUUUAGGCUCUUUCCAUAAUUUGGCUAUU
Messenger RNA from Neofelis nebulosa (Clouded leopard), 2274 nucleotides. It is a transcript of the gene VSTM5, whose product is annotated as V-set and transmembrane domain containing 5. Bases 98 to 700 code for a protein of 200 amino acids. The record is from RefSeq and is a predicted model, not a curated record. NCBI's taxonomy places the organism in Eukaryota, Metazoa, Chordata, Mammalia, Carnivora, Felidae. Gene Ontology annotation, cellular component: axon; plasma membrane; dendrite. Gene Ontology annotation, biological process: filopodium assembly; positive regulation of excitatory synapse assembly. The transcript is spliced from 5 exons.